This is a messenger RNA of Pygocentrus nattereri (red-bellied piranha), 2496 nucleotides long. RefSeq names its product poly (ADP-ribose) polymerase family, member 12a (gene parp12a). The transcript is spliced from 12 exons. Lineage: Eukaryota; Metazoa; Chordata; Actinopteri; Characiformes; Serrasalmidae. Gene Ontology annotation, molecular function: metal ion binding; NAD+ poly-ADP-ribosyltransferase activity. Bases 79 to 2037 code for a protein of 652 amino acids. The record is from RefSeq and is a predicted model, not a curated record.
CGAGAAUAAACUCCGGGGCAGUCAGGAAGUUCACCACAGAAGACAACAGACCCCAGCUCGACAUCUCGGAUAUAUGAAAUGGCGAAGGCGGUGUCUAACCACAUCACGAAACUCUUGUGUGAUAACUUCGGCUGUCUGGACCUGGGGCAGGUGGACACUGUGCUGAAGAAGAGCUACACUGUGGACGCCUCGCUGCUGAAAGGGCUGCUGUCAGACCGCAGCAGCUUCGUGGUGGCGGAGCAGAGUCUGGGGUCAGGAGCGCUGCUGGUCGCCAAAACAGAGCUGCGGGUCUGCAGCCAACAGAGCAAGUGCGGGGGCUGCGAGCAGCUGCACCUGUGUAGGUACCUGGUGUGCGGCAAGUGCAUGUUCGGGUCUAAGUGCAAAAAUUCCCACGACUUGAAAUCGCCGCAUAAUUCUCUGGUCCUGAAAAAAAAAAAUCUUCAUUACCUAGAAGAAGCACAAUUGUUUCAACUUCUGUUGCAGAAUGACCCUUCACUUCUUCCAGAGGUGUGUUCUCAUUAUAAUAAAGGGAACGGAGUACAUGGAAGUUGUAAGUAUCAGACAUCCUGCACCAACCUGCACCUCUGCCAGCACUUUCUGCAGGACGACUGCAAAUUUGGAGCUGCUUGUAAACGGGCUCAUUCAUUCGAUGCGACCGCCACGAAGAUCCUGAACGGCAGAGGACUCAGCCCAGAAAACAUUCGGAACUUUCACAAGAUAUACAAGAACAAGAAGAUUUUACUCACUGGGCAGAAUGACAAACCUGCUGCCAAAGGAGCAGAGAAAGGCAAGCAGUGCACCAGUCAGCAUUCCAGCAACUCAGUAAGUGAAGCAGACCGCAAUGAAAUCUGCCUCUUCUUUGUUCGCAAGGGAUGUAGUUUCAAAGAGAAAUGUGUCCGUGUUCACCAUGACCUGCCAUAUAAAUGGGAGAUUUUAGACAAGGAUGGAGUGACAUGGAGGCAGCUGCCCAAUGAAGAGCAUAUUGAGAGGGCCUACUGUAACCCAGCUGAUGACAUGAGCACUGGGCCUCUGUCAGUGAAUUUCUUUACAAUGACAUGUGGAGGGGCACCAGUUCGUCGACUCUCUACAGCAUCCUCUGUUACCAAACCCCCUCACUUCAUCCUGACCACUGAGUGGCUCUGGUACUGGAAGAAUGACCAAGGAAUGUGGACUGAAUAUGGAAAUGGGGAAGACGUAAAGCAUGUGUCCUCACUCACCUCAAAGACCUUGGAGAAUCUGUAUCUUGCUGAAGUAGAAACUGAAGAAACUGAAAUUCCAUUCAGCGUGGCGAAUCAUGACUAUCUGCUCAGAUUCAAAGAUAUGUAUCAACAAAACAUAAAGUAUAAGACAAAAAGAGAGGUUCGAAGGAGGCCUCUAUUUGUUUCAGCUCAAGAUGUCAAGAGCAAACUGAAAAGUGACACUCAGGAAAGCUCCAGUUCCUCCUCUGUGGAGGUCCCUGCUCACUGGGAUAAAGAAGCACUGCCUGACUUCACCUACAAGAUUAUUCCUCUGUCAAGUUCCGCAGCUGAUUACAAAUCAGUUAGCUUGCUGUUUAAACGGACAAUGCCUACAAGCACAAUUCGCAGCAUCCGGAGGGUGCAGAAUCCCUCUCUGUGGAGGGUCUUUCAGUGGCAGAAAGAGCAGAUGAAGGAGAGGAAUGCAGGGAGAGAUGUGGAUGAACGUUAUCUGUUCCACGGCACAGAUCAGUCUCUAAUACAGCCCAUCUGUGAGCAGAACUUUGACUGGAGGAUCUGUGGUGUCCAUGGAACUCUUUAUGGGAAAGGAAGUUACUUUGCCAGAGAUGCCAAGUAUUCAGACAGUUAUGCGAAAUCCAAGGCUGGUCCUAAGAUGAUGUUUGCUGCACUCGUGCUUGUGGGAGAAUUUGCCAAAGGGAAGAGCAGCUACCUCCGACCCCCACAGAGGAAAGAUACACAGAGCUUUUACGAUAGCUGUGUGGACAAUGAAGCCAACCCUGCCAUCUAUGUCAUCUUUGAGAAGUAUCAGGUCUAUCCUGAGUACAUCAUUGAGUACUCUUAGGAUCCAGCAGUGUGCACGCAUAUCUACUGCUGAGAGAGGUGAAGGCAUGAAUAUGACUCAUCCUGCACUCACUUAAAAUGGGUUUUAUGAGAAAAGUCAAUGUUUUACAUUUUAAUAGUGUUGCUUUUACAAAACCCACAUAAAAACAAAACAAAACCAAACAAAAAAAACAAAACAAAAAACAAAAAAACAAAACAAAACAAAACAAAUCUUUUGCAUUACUGCACUUUUUCUGCACUUUUUUGCUGCACUGAGUUCACUUACUGUUACACCAAUAUUGUUUUAAAUCCUAAUACAGGCUUUAAGUAGAUUAAGGGGUCUUAAGUAGAUCUGGGUUUUACUUUGACCUAUAAUGUGACAUUCUGCAUAAUUUUCUGAGUUUUGAUGCAUCUAAUUUCAAAUUAACUAUCAUUCCUACUGUACGAUUCUGAACACAAUAAAUGACUAAACUUCAGUGAA